AUGGCCAUUCAGCGGCGACUGCGUCGACUAGAGGGCCUACAAGAGCGGCAGCGCGUGAACGAGCGGCGCUUGGCGCGGACCCUUGAGGACUUGGCUGCCGAGCUCAAGCAGGUCGAAGAUGGUGCCUUGAAGGAGGCGGAGGACGCGGAGCAAGAGAUGCUGAAGCUCAGCUCCGCGCUGCAGAAGAGCUUGCAAGAUCGGAGCGCUGUGGAGGCUCGUCUGGCAGAGCUGCCUGGUGCUGUCAACGGCGCCAGAGGCGCUUUGCGGCGCCGCAAGUGGGAGGAGGAUGCCCUGCAGCGGCUCCACGAAGCCUCUCGCGCGGAGGAGGAGAUCCUGGGGCUGCAAGGCGCACUUGAUGACAUGCGCGAUGAGAAGGAGCGGAAGCAGCAACAGCUGGCGCGGCAGCGCGAAACCGUGCAGCGCCUCUCAACGGAGGCCAUGAAGGAUGCAGCCGCCGCAGCCAGCCUUGAGGCGGAGGCGAAGCAGCUGAAGGCUGAAGCGGCCAAAGAAGCGCGGAGGGACUUGGCGCCUCGGCCGUUCGACCCCCGAGGGCACGGACUGCACAGCAUCGAGGCGCGGGAACAGGCGCUGGCGCUGCGAGACUUUCACCUGCUGAAGCGCGGCUUCAAGGAAUGGACGGUGUAUGCGCCUCGCCCGGAUUGA
Effrenium voratum is the source of this 663-nucleotide messenger RNA. Lineage: Eukaryota; Dinophyceae; Suessiales; Symbiodiniaceae. The record is from the annotation of a GenBank genome assembly.